AUGGCAUCUAGCAUAACGGAUGUGUAUCGCAGGAAUGACUUACAGCAUUCAUGUAGAGGUGGUGGUGAGGGAACGGCUGGAAUAAGCGCUACUCACUUGGCUGCUAUGGAUCGAAAAAGAGCAGCCUCGACAGAGCUGAACAGAUCGAGUGCCGAUAAAAGAAGGUAUGAACUGUGGCCAAAAUUAUUCCACGAGAAUGUGCAAUGCCAUUCCAGCGGCUUCCAAAGAAACCGAGUCAUGUAUUUCAUCACGGUAUCGCUCGUUCCCGUUCUCCAAGAUGACGAAAGAAAUGAUCGACGAUUAAUCUGUUCAGAAAAAAAACUAAUCUCAGUACAUUCUGACGAGAAGAAUGUGGAUCAAUUAAGCAGUUGA
Molecule: messenger RNA, 372 nt
Organism: Anisakis simplex (herring worm)
Lineage: Eukaryota; Metazoa; Nematoda; Chromadorea; Rhabditida; Anisakidae
Source: the annotation of a GenBank genome assembly